CGUUUCCCACACUCAAAAGGGGGAAGAAAACAAUUGACAACAGACAUACGCCCGAGCGAGUCCGCUGGUUCCUGGUUCGUUCGUGCUGCUGCUUCGAGAGUGCUGACUGGACGACAGGCGAUUCUUUGGCGAGCCAUUCCCGCAGCUGCAGAGUGGGCGACUAACACAGGUGCACGGCCGGCCAGCACGCACGCACUUUCGAGAUGUGUUCCCUGCCCCGGCGCAUCAUCAAGGAGACGCAGCGGCUGAUGCAGGAGCCCGUGCCUGGGAUCAGCGCCGUCCCGGACGACAACAACGCACGCUACUUCCACGUGAUCGUGACUGGACCGGAGGACUCGCCGUUCGAGGGCGGCCUCUUCAAGCUGGAGCUUUUCCUGCCCGAGGACUAUCCGAUGUCUGCGCCCAAGGUGCGUUUCAUCACCAAGAUCUAUCACCCGAACAUCGACCGCCUCGGACGUAUCUGCCUGGAUAUCCUCAAGGACAAGUGGAGUCCUGCCCUGCAGAUCCGCACGGUGCUGCUGUCCAUCCAGGCGCUGCUGAGCGCGCCCAAUCCGGACGACCCGUUGGCCAACGACGUGGCCGAGCUGUGGAAGGUCAACGAGGCCGAGGCCAUCCGCAACGCCAAGGAGUGGACACGCAGAUACGCCAUGGACAAUUAGACGCUGCUGCUCUGUGUUGAAACGUCGAUCGAUUUGUUUUUCACAUUAUUGUUCUCAAUUACGUACGUACGUCAGUUAAACCGGGGGCCCGCGCCGGGCCCACUCGGGGCCGAGGCCCUUUUUGAAAAUAAUGUUACGCGCGAUGGAUUCAUGCAAGGCCUUUCGUCCGGCCCGCCGCCGCCGCGGCCGGACGCACCCCCUCUCGCGCUCCCCGAUUUCGCCGGGAGUCGCGUCGAAUUAUCACAAUACUGAUUAAUUAUUAUUGCUGCAUUCAACCCGAGUAAACAAUCCACUGAUCGAUCGAUUCUGUUAUUUAAUUCGAAUAAUAUGCUAGCGUGUAAUGAUGAUAAUAAUUUUAAUGGCUUCUGAUGGAUACGAAAAAAAUUCUUACGUAUUUUUGCACGAGUGGACUGAGUGGCGCUGUCCAACUGCUGGCAUGGACGGCUCGCGCGCUUGAAUUCCCUUUCUUUUUCUUUUCAGUAGUUUUUUGCCUUUAACGUUUCUCAACUUUGCUUUCCUCAGAACGCUAACACACAAUAUUACGCAAAUAUCAAGUAGGAUUACGACGAGAACUGUGUAAAACGUAGCCGUUACUCUCAUUAUUUUUGUGAAACCAGUGCAGUAGCCCUCUCGUCUCCUGCGAGAUGUAGUGUGCUUGCUGACAGACCACGCACGCUUUGGCACCCAGUGCCAACAGUCUUUGCCGCGAGUCGUUGGCGGCCGAAGCGAGCGAGCGAGUGAGUGCGUGAUUGUAAGUUGGUAAACGUAAUUGCAAAGGGGAAACUCGAUUCAAGCUGAUUAGCCACAUCCCUCGGUUAUGUAUUAUUUUCUCUAUCUUGUGCUGAAAAAUAAAAAGUCCCAAAGAGCA
This is a messenger RNA of Cloeon dipterum, 1527 nucleotides long. Its product is annotated as ubiquitin-conjugating enzyme E2 N. The transcript is spliced from 2 exons. Bases 204 to 659 code for a protein of 151 amino acids. NCBI's taxonomy places the organism in Eukaryota, Metazoa, Arthropoda, Insecta, Ephemeroptera, Baetidae. The record is from RefSeq and is a predicted model, not a curated record.